Planococcus citri (citrus mealybug) is the source of this 767-nucleotide messenger RNA. RefSeq names its product guanine nucleotide-binding protein subunit gamma-1-like. NCBI's taxonomy places the organism in Eukaryota, Metazoa, Arthropoda, Insecta, Hemiptera, Pseudococcidae. Gene Ontology annotation, biological process: G protein-coupled receptor signaling pathway. The record is from RefSeq and is a predicted model, not a curated record. Gene Ontology annotation, cellular component: heterotrimeric G-protein complex. The coding region runs from base 300 to 512 and encodes 70 amino acids. The transcript has a single exon. Gene Ontology annotation, molecular function: G-protein beta-subunit binding.
GCUUCCAAGUGUUUUUUUGUUUGUGCCUGUUUUUGAUCACACCUGAAUGAUGCGAUCUGAAAAAAAUCCAGAAUGAUAACAGUUUUGUCAAAAUAUCGUUCAAGUGGAAAUUGGUGUAAUUUUUAUUAAAAUUCGUAACCGUAGAAGGCGAAAUUCGCUUCGUUGUUUUCGCGUAACUUUCAGUAUAAUAUACUCUUUCACAAUUCGUUUAUAGUUUGGCCUGCAGAAGGCCCGUUUAGAAAGGAAAUUAUAAAAGCAUCACCACGCCUCUGAAAAUAGGCCUUAGUAAUACUGCGGUAAUGGAUAUGAUGAUCUCCAAUCUGCAGCAACAGCGGCAGAUUAACGAGCAGUUGAGACGAGAAGCUGCCAUCAAACGUAUUUUGGUAUCUCAAGCGGUCCACGAUAUCAUCAGGUAUAUUCAAGAGCAUGAAAACGAAGAUUACUUAUUGAAAGGCUUCAGUUCACAAAAAGCUAAUCCAUUCCGCGAAAAAGGUGGUUGCGAAAUCAUCUAAAAUGCGUUUUAUUUAUUCAUCAUUUAUCCUUUAAUCAAUCUGCCGCUUUAUCUUCAUCUUAUUUUACUUUGUGAAUAAUGGAUAAGUUCUAUUCUAAUUUAUAUACUUGUGUGUGUACUGUGUGUGCGUGUGUUUCUUCAGUUAUGUUAUAUGAUUUAUCUAAGAUGAGUUUUAUUUUAUAAUUAUCAUUAUCAAUAAGGCGUUUUCUCUACUUAUAUAGCCAAAUACUUGAAAAAUAUACUUGUUCGUGUAUUA